Molecule: messenger RNA, 1269 nt
Organism: Histoplasma capsulatum G186AR
Lineage: Eukaryota; Fungi; Ascomycota; Eurotiomycetes; Onygenales; Ajellomycetaceae
Product: protein kinase
Exons: 5
Coding region: 1-1269 (422 amino acids)
Biological process (GO): spliceosomal complex assembly; regulation of mRNA processing; protein phosphorylation
Molecular function (GO): ATP binding; protein kinase activity
Source: RefSeq, a predicted model, not a curated record
AUGCGCGGAGGCUCUUUUCGUCUACCUGCUAGUAUUAUUACUUCCCCGCUCCUCGCAUUCCCAAACACCCGUCCUGUCUCGCUGCCCAUUUCCCUACUCCACUUUUGGCCAGCAGCAGUCAGGACCAUGGCUUCAACCUCUCACUCACCUCCACGCAGAUUCCCUUCGUCGGGGUUUGUGGUUCUCGACCCAAAGCUGAAGGUAGAAGAGGAGGAACUACCCUCCUAUGUUCCAGGAGAUUUUUACCCAGUUACAAUUGGUGAGGUCUUCGUGGAGAGAUACCAAGUAGUAGCUAAACUUGGCUUUGUAUGUACUUCACACAAACAGCAAAAUAAUGAGAUUACCAUCUGCAACCAUCUCAAGGCGAGCAACAUCGAGCACCCCGGAACACCAUUUGUUCGCAUGAUACUCGAUUCUUUCAACAUCAUGGGUCCAACUGGGAACCAACACCAGUGCUUGCUUUACCAACCUCUUGGGAUGAGCUACACGGAAUUUCUUGAUUUGUUUCCCAACAAGCAGAUGCCUGAGACCCUGCUUCAGAGGAGCAUGCAGUUGAUACUCUUGGGGCUAGACUAUUUACAUAAAGCCAAGGUUGUCCACACAGACAUAUCUGCAAAUAACAUUCUCCAAGGGAUCACCAAUCUUACAGCCCUUUCUGAAAUUGAAGAGGGUGAGGCCAGCCAGCCAAUCGCUAGAAAGGUUCUUGAUGACCGCACGAUCUAUAUCUCGCGACCCAUGCCGAUAAACACAGGAUUACCUGUUCUCUGCGACUUUGGUGAAGCCCACAUCGGUGACAAGCACAAUGGCGAUGUCAUGCCAGGGAUUUACCGGGCCCCGGAGGUUAUUCUGGGCAUGGAAUGGGAUUGUAAAGUGGAUAUUUGGGCAGUCGGCCUCACAACCUGGGAUCUCCUCGAAACGGGAAACCUUUUUUUUGCAAGAAAAGACGGCCUACUGAAUGAUGAACAGCACCUAGCUGAAAUGGUGUCACUUCUUGGGCCCCCGCCUCGAGAGUUCAUAAGACGAAGCAACAAGUGUCUUCAGUACUGGGAUGAAAAUGCAAACUGGAAAGGAUCUAUUCCUAUCCCGGAGCAAUCUUUUGAGAUUCGCGAGCGGAGCCUGGAAAGGGAUGCCCGUACCAUGUUCUUACAUUUCCUGCGAUCGGCGCUCGCAUGGUUACCUGAAGAGAGGCUUCCAGCCGAAGAUCUGGCACGGCACGCAUUUCUUAUGCAGCCCCUACUGGCUGCAGGUGGUCCGAAACAUCAUCCUUAA